GGACCCAAAGAUGAUCGUGACGUGGUGAUUGGUUACAAGAAAAGUAGCAUCUUCCUCACUACUACAUUAGGAUUAGGACGUUUCGGAUUUCCGCUCUAAAAACGGAAAGCCAGUGUUUUGUUUUUGUCGUGUGAAUAAUAACUUAUUUGGUUUCUUGUUUUAACCAAGCGGUUUGUCGGUGUUGUUGUUUUUGUUUUUUUAAACCGGAUUAACCGGCGUGUGCUGAGAGGGAGCAGGCGGCACCAUGAAGCUUUACAGCAUGAGCGUCCAUUAUAAAGGAGCUACGAAAGCCAACCUCCUGAAAGCGGCCUUCGACCUCUCAUCCUUCAGCUUCUUUCAGAAAUCCAGCAUCCAGGAGUUCAUGUCCUUCACCAGUGCCUUGAUUGUUGAGCGGACAACGGUUGGAAGUCGUGCCUCUGUCAAAGAACAAGAUUACCUGUGUCACGUGUACGUGAGGAAUGACAACCUGGGUGCGGUGGUCAUAGCAGACACGGAAUACCCACAAAGAGUCUGCUUCUCACUGCUUGACAAGGUGUUGGAGGAAUUUUCUAGACAGGUGGACAGUAUAGACUGGCCCUCUGGCAACCCCGACACCGUUAACUACAAGGCCCUAGACAUUCACCUUGCCAAAUAUCAGAACCCAAGGGAAGCAGAUGCAAUGUCAAAAGUGCAGGCAGAGCUGGACGACACAAAAAUAAUUUUGCACAAGACCAUGGAAAGUCUGUUGGAGAGAGGAGAGAAACUGGACGACCUGGUGGCCAAGUCAGAGCACCUGGGGACCCAAUCCAAAGCUUUUUAUAAGACUGCAAGGAAACAGAACUCCUGCUGCGAGAUCAUGUGAUGUCGUGGCUUCGUCCCCACGGACACGCCUCAAUCACUUUCACUCUGUCUUGGCCUUUCUGCUCGUCCCAAUCCAACAUCCUACAUCGAGCGCCAGCCACACAAUCUCAACGCCUCACGGUGGAGGUCGGCAGCCGGCGCGAUUUUCCACCAUUGGGGGCUGGAGGAGCGAUUUGUUUCCAAGGAACGUUUUGGAGGACAAACCCGCCUCGUUGUCUUUUGUUGAAACCAUGUAAUGUCAUUGGGAUUGCAUCAUGUCUUAAAUGUGGCUUUUUCUCCCCUCAAUGACCUGGCAAACAAAAGCGUUUGUUGCUCAUCAGCUUUUUGAUGUUUAUUGAAAUUGUCAACAUUCCACUGUGGCUGAUUGUGUGUUUGUGAGGUUUUAAUGCACAUUUUAAUGAACAUAUAUCGCUCGCCCAUCACAAUGAUGGAUAUUUAGCAAGACUCCAUCCCCAAGCCCAAUUGAAAUCAUCCAAAAACAUUACAAUAGACUUGCCGGUACUAAUUUGGCCAAGUGACACUCCAAUAUGGCCCCAUGUAUUUGGUUUUUACACACACGUGUGUGCGUAUUUGACUUGUCUGCUUGCAUUCAUUAAUGAUGAAGAAAUGCCUUUGGUUGCAUUUUAGAUGUUUCUAUGCUUUCUGCUCUGUGUAUGUUUAUGCACGAGAUAUGAAUGGCUGAAUAAUGAGUGACUGCGUGUGUGUGCCUUUUGGCUUUUACUGUGUUAACGGUUGUGCAAUACCUCCAUGAUCUGGUGUCUCUUAAACGGAAGCAUUACUCAUAAGAGGUCAGCAAAUGGGCCUUCGUAUACUUGGCUUAUGAGUACUGUUAGCCUGUGCAAGGUUGAAUCUUGAUUUAAUAAACACUUGUCUAGAUUAACACUUA
Molecule: messenger RNA, 1726 nt
Organism: Syngnathus acus (greater pipefish)
Lineage: Eukaryota; Metazoa; Chordata; Actinopteri; Syngnathiformes; Syngnathidae
Gene: ykt6
Product: YKT6 v-SNARE homolog (S. cerevisiae)
Exons: 8
Coding region: 245-841 (198 amino acids)
Biological process (GO): endoplasmic reticulum to Golgi vesicle-mediated transport
Cellular component (GO): Golgi apparatus
Molecular function (GO): SNAP receptor activity
Source: RefSeq, a predicted model, not a curated record